This is a messenger RNA of Paramecium tetraurelia, 1001 nucleotides long. RefSeq lists its product as uncharacterized. Gene Ontology annotation, molecular function: cysteine-type endopeptidase activity. The record is from RefSeq and is a predicted model, not a curated record. Lineage: Eukaryota; Ciliophora; Oligohymenophorea; Peniculida; Parameciidae. The transcript has 2 exons. Gene Ontology annotation, cellular component: lysosome.
AUGGAAAAGACACUCCUUGCCAUAGGUUUAAUGAUGUUAGUCGGAACACUUUACAAUGUUCAAAGCGUUCCUGAAUUGGAAUUGGCUUAAAAAUUCACAAAUUACUAAGCCCAAUUCAACAAAUAAUACUCAGGAUCUGAACUCCUCUAUAGAUUAUAAGUUUAUGAGGCCAACCUUGCUGACAUUAAAGCCAGAAAUCAAAGAGUCGGAAGAUAAAUCUUUGGCGAAACCUAAUUCACAGACCUUACCGAUGAAGAAUUCGCUGCCAUCUACUUGACCCUCAAAGUCGUCCCUGAAGAAUUUGAAACACAAAAAUCUUAAUUUGAGAAUGUCACAGCCACCCCCAUCGAUUGGAGAUCAAGAGGAGCAGUCACUCCAGUUAAGGAUUAAUAAGCAUGUGGUUCAUGCUGGGCUUUCAGUACAACUGGUGUCUUGGAAGGAUGGUUCUAGAUCAACACUGGAAAGUUACCAAAUCUCUCAGAAUAAUAAUUGGUUGAUUGCUCAACCUUUAUUCCUGAUUUGAACUAAGGAUGCAAUGGAGGUAUGCCAUCAAGAGCCUUGAACUAUGUCAAGAGAAAUGGUCUUACAACUUAAGAUGCUUAUCCAUACUAAGCUGUUGAUUAAGCCUGCAAAAUCAAGGGAGGUGAAUACAAAGUCAGUGGAUCAACUGCCAUCGCCGCCAACGAAGCCGCUCACUAAGCUGCCCUCUAAAGCGGACCAGUUUCAGUUGCUGUCAAGGCCUCAGAUUGGAAGAACUAUAAACCCAAAGGUGACAACUACAUCUUCCCAGAUUCUGAAUGCACAGGAGAUGUCAACCACGCUGUCUUGGCUGUUGGAUUCACCAGUGAAGCUCUUAUCGUCAAGAACUCAUGGAACACCGUUUGGGGAGUCGAUGGAUACAUCUACCUUUAAGGAGGAAAAAACACUUGCAGUGUUUGGGAUAACUCAGUUGUACCAAAAUGAUAUCAAUCAUUAUCAUAAAUAUUAAUUCCAAAAUAAAU